Salvelinus namaycush (lake trout) is the source of this 6815-nucleotide messenger RNA. RefSeq names its product lysine-specific demethylase 5C-like. The transcript is spliced from 27 exons. Gene Ontology annotation, cellular component: nucleus. The record is from RefSeq and is a predicted model, not a curated record. Gene Ontology annotation, biological process: chromatin remodeling. The coding region runs from base 645 to 5582 and encodes 1645 amino acids. Gene Ontology annotation, molecular function: histone demethylase activity; DNA binding. NCBI's taxonomy places the organism in Eukaryota, Metazoa, Chordata, Actinopteri, Salmoniformes, Salmonidae.
CAAUGAUGAAACUAAGAUGGCGUCUAACACGGAUAGGAUGAACGGGGGAUAGCGAAAUUGGUCACAAAUUGAUUUGAUGGGGACGUAAUUCUCACAGUCACUCGUUGUACAAGCAAACGAGUCUUUGAAGUGGAUAAUCUUUACACUUCUACAUCAAUAGAACUGGGUCUAUGGGGGAAGCGAGGCUGAAAACGGCCAACUUUACGUGAGCUAACUGGACCUAGCUUGCUAGCUAACGUUAGCUAGCUAACCAACGACAGCUAGCUAAACAACAACAUAGUAAGGAGGAUAGUCUCAGGAGAAGGAAGUGUCUACGGGAUUGUCCGCAAUCUUUUGAUAUAAAAUUAACCAAUUCACCUCUGGCUUGGGACACGUCCAAAACAGAAGUAACCAAUAUGUCAAGUUAAACUUCCACGCCAAUUUGCAGUGAUAUCCGAGACCGGAGGUGCUGCCUGGGGUGGGCUGAAAAGUGGAGGCCAUAACGACCGUUCGCUUCAGCCACCCUAAUCGUGACCCAGUGCUGGACAAUAGACUUUCAAGACACCUUAACGGCCCAUUAUUGGUGACAUCUGAAUCCAUUAUUUCGUCUUUGACCACGCUGAACGUGUCAGGAAGAGUUGCUGUCCAAGUACCAGCUAUCUAAUAUGAUGGCGAUGGAGGGGGAAGACUUUGUGCCGCCUCCUGAGUGCCCAGUGUUCGAGCCGUCAUGGGAGGAGUUUCAGGAUCCCCUGGGCUAUAUUGCCAAGAUCCGUCCAAUUGCAGAGAAGUCUGGAAUCUGCAAGAUUCGUCCUCCUGCUGACUGGCAGCCACCCUUUGCUGUGGAGGUGGAUAGCUUCCGCUUCACACCCCGUAUACAGAGACUCAAUGAGCUAGAGGCGGAGACCCGAGUCAAGCUGAACUACUUGGACCGGAUUGCCAAGUUCUGGGAGAUCCAGGGAUCCUCCCUCAAGAUCCCAAACAUCGAGAGGCGUAUCUUGGACCUUUUCAGCCUGUCCAAGGUUGUGACAGAGGAGGGAGGGUUUGAUAUAGUCAGUAAGGAGCGGCGUUGGGCUCGUGUGGCCCAGAAGCUUGGCUACCCAACUGGCAGGAACAUUGGCUCCCUCCUGCGCUCACACUACGAGAGGAUUGUCUACCCCUUUGAGGUGUUUCAUGCUGGGGCCAGCCUGCCGCAGACUAAGCCAAAGCUAUAUGAUGGAGAAGAGGUGGAUAGAGAAUACAAGCCCCACUCCAUCCCCCUACGCCAGUCUGUCCAGCCUUCCAAGAUGAGCAGCUACGGACGCCGAGCCAAUCGCCUCCAGCCAGACGGUCCAGAGGAUUCUGCCUCCCACCCUCUCACUACUGGCUCUCAACACAUCUCUCCAUCGCCUGACCCCACGGAGGAGGACAUAGAGAAGAACCCUGAGCUGAAGAAACUACAGAUCUAUGGGGCAGGGCCUAAGAUGAUGGGGCUAGGACUGGUUCCCAGGAAUAAGAGCAUCCCCAAGAAAGAAGAGCUGCCUCAGACUGUGACUGUCCGUGAUGCAGUUGCUGCUGUCCAGGACAAGGAGGAACCAGGAGAGGUCAAAGAGGGAGACUCCAGCACAGCCACCCCCACGCCACCGCCUCCUUCUGAUGUCAAGAAUAAAGUGAAAAAAGAGGAAGAUGAUGAUGGUGGAGACAGACAUGACGAAAAGGACCAAGACGACCCUAACGGUGAUGGGCCCUGCACCAAGAUGACCAUGAGGUUGAGACGUAACCUCAGCAACCCCCAGUUUGUGGAUUCGUUUGUGUGUCGGAUGUGUGGCCGUGGCGACGAGGAUGAGAAGCUCCUGCUGUGUGACGGUUGUGACGACAACUACCACACCUUCUGUCUGCUGCCCCCCCUCACUGAAGCCCCGAAGGGCAACUGGCGCUGCCCCAAAUGUGUGGCUGAGGAGUGUAAAAGACCAGCGGAGGCCUUCGGUUUUGAGCAGGCUACCAGAGAAUACACCCUGCAGAGUUUUGGGGAGAUGGCAGACACAUACAAAGCAGACUACUUCAAUAUGCCUGUCCAUAUGGUUCCUACAGAGCUGGUGGAGAAAGAGUUCUGGCGCUUGGUCAGUAGCAUAGAGGAGGAUGUGACAGUGGAGUAUGGAGCCGACAUCCACUCUAAAGAGUUUGGCAGUGGAUUCCCCAUGAACAAUGGCAAGAAGAACCUCUCACAAGAGGAAGCGGAUUAUGCCCGCAGCGGCUGGAACCUGAAUGUGAUGCCGGUGCUGGAGCAGUCGGUGCUGUGCCACAUCAACGCCGAUAUCUCUGGUAUGAAGGUGCCCUGGCUGUACGUGGGCAUGGUCUUCUCAGCCUUCUGCUGGCACAUCGAAGACCACUGGAGCUACUCCAUCAACUACCUGCACUGGGGUGAGCCUAAGACGUGGUACGGGGUUCCCUCUGUAGCAGCAGAACGGUUAGAGGAGGUGAUGAAGAAGCUUACCCCAGAGCUGUUUGAGUCCCAGCCUGACCUCCUCCACCAGCUGGUUACUAUUAUGAACCCCAACAUCCUCAUGUCUCACGGGGUCCCGGUUGUACGCACCAACCAGUGUGCUGGCGAGUUUGUCAUCACGUUCCCCAGGGCUUACCACAGCGGCUUCAAUCAGGGAUAUAAUUUUGCUGAAGCCGUGAACUUCUGCACUGCAGAUUGGGUAUGCCUCUAUUCCAAUGGGUGUUUUUAUGUAGUGUUUUCAAAAUUCUUAAUUUCCCUUUCCCUGGUUUUCUCUUUCUCCCUCUGUUUCCCUCUGUCUGUUUCUCUCCCUUCCCUCCCCCAGCUGCCUGCAGGGCGCUCCUGUAUCGAGCACUACCGUCGUCUGCGGCGGUACUGUGUUUUCUCUCACGAGGAGCUGACCUGUAAGAUGGCCGCCUGCCCUGAGAAGCUGGACCUCAACCUGGCUGCUGCCACGCACAGAGAGAUGUUCAUCAUCGUCCAGGAGGAGAGGAAGCUACGCAAGGGCCUGCUGGAGAGGGGCAUCACAGAGGCAGAGAGGGAGGCGUUCGAGCUGCUGCCUGAUGACGAGAGGCAGUGUGAUAAUUGCAAGACGACCUGCUUCCUGUCUGCCCUGGCCUGUUCCAACUGCCCUGAACGCCUCGUCUGUCUCUACCACACACAGGACCUCUGUAGCUGCCCCACAGACAAGCUCUACCUCAGGUACAGGUACACUCUGGAUGAGCUGUUUGCCAUGUUACAUCGGCUCAAAGUGCGAGCCGAGGUGUUUGAUUCCUGGGCCAACAGAGUGAAAGAAGCUCUGGAGCAGGAAGAGGGCAACAAGAUAGGCAUCACAGACCUGGAGGUCCUGAAGGCAGAGGCAGCAGAGAAGAAGUUCCCUGACAACGAGCUGCUCCAGAGACUCAACACCGUCCUCACUGACACACAGAACUGUCAGCAGACAAGCACUGAACUUCUCAACAAGACACAGACCAGGAGGAUGACGCUGGCAGACCUGAAGGCUCUAGUGGAGAAGAUGGAGAACCUGCCAUGUGUGAUGAGCCAGCUGGAGGAAGUACAGGCGGUCCUGCGUACAAUAGAAGAGUUCCAGACUCAGUCCCGGGCUCUAGUGAGCGACAGGGACUGGCGGCGAGACUCCGCUCCCCCAGAACAACUGCAGGCCCUGUUGGAGCAGGGGGCUGGCCUGCCGGUCGAUACCCCAGAGUGUGAGCUCCUCAAGGGGCUGCAGGAGCAGGGCCGCUGGCUGAGCGAGGUGCGGAAGACCCUGGGGCCCGAGGGUGGUGAGAUGACCCUGGCGGUCCUCAGGAACUUGAUGGAGGUGGGCUGCAAUGUGCCCCAGAGCGUCUCGGUGGAAACAGCCAUGGCAGAGCUUCAGGAGCUCCUGACUAUAGCAGAACGAUGGGAGGAGAAGGCCCAGAUCUGUCUGGAGCAACGGCAGAAGCACCCUCUGUCCACCCUGGAGGCCAUAGUAAACGAGGCCCAGCUCAUCCCAGUCAAGCUGCCCAACAUCCUGUCUCUCCAGGGCUGUCUGAGCCGAGCCAAGGCCUGGGUCACUGACCUGGAGGAGAUCCAGAAUGGGGAGCACUACCCGUGUCUGGAUGAUCUGGAGGGCCUGGUGGCGAUAGGGAGAGACCUCCCUGUCAGGAUGGAGGAGCUGUUGCAGCUGGAGCUGCAGGUAGCCAGCGCCCACUCCUGGAGAGACAAGGCCUCCAAGACCUUCCUGAAGAAGAGCAGCCAGCACAGCCUGCUACAGGUGUUGUGUCCGUGUGUGGAGAAACGUAAGGAGAGGGGAGAAGAGACGGAUCCAUUAGAUGACCCAGAUACCAACACUCUGGGCCUCUCUGCUCAGGACCUGAGAGACCCUGGUGCCAUUGUGAUGGCGUUUAAAGAGGGAGAGCACCAGGAGAAAGAGGCUCUGCUGAGGCUCCAGAAGGUCAACCUGUCUAAACCAGGUGUGGAGAAGAAGGCUGAGAAAGAGAUCAAGACAGAGCGGGAGGACAAGGAGAAUGGAGGUGGGAGGUGGGGGGAGGACCCCAUGGAGCUAGACACAGCCCUCCACUCUGAGAACUGUGGAAAGGAGAACGGGGACAGUAACCACACAACGACAGGCAGCAGCACCCCUCCUCAGUCAGUGUGUGUGUGUGGCCGGGCGCCACGCCCCCCUCUGCUGCGCUGCCACCUGUGUAAAGACUGGUUCCACGGUGGGUGUGUCCCAUUCCCCUCCCUCCUGCCCUCCUCCUCAGGGCUCCCCACCAACCCCCUCUGCUGGUGGGACUGGGACUCACGCUUCCUGUGCCCGCGGUGCCAGCGCUCGCGGCGCCCGCGUCUGGAGACCAUACUGGCCCUGCUGGUGGCGCUCCAGAGGCUGCCCGUCCGUCUGCCAGAGGGAGAGGCUCUGCAGUGUCUCACAGAGAGGGCCAUCACCUGGCAGGGGCGUGCCAAGGAGGCACUGGACACCCCUGAGAUACAGGGGGCACUAGAGAGGCUGCAGGAGCUUAAACAGAACCAGCCUCACAAGGAGGGAGAGGAGGAAGAGGAUGGGAAGAAAGGGAACUGUGAGUCGGUGAUAGUGCUAUCAGAUUCAGAGGGAGGAGAAGGAGAUGGAGUGAUAGACCUCACAGAGGAGAACUCUCCCAAGAAGACCCUAAAGAAAGAGAUGAAUGGCGGCAUGCAGACUGGAUGUGAAAACGGCGUAAGCAAGAAAGUAAAGUCUCACCACAAUGUUACAGGUGUGGGCUCUCUGCUACCGCUGGUCCCAUCACUAAAAGGCCCGGUGAUAGAGCUGUCCCUGACCACCAGGACCCAGCUAGAGGAGUUACAGCUAGAGGGAGACCUGCUGGAGGUGUCUCUGGACCAGACCAGCACCAUCCACAGAGUCCUGCAGGCUGCUUUAGAGCCACACAGACACACACUCAGAACACUCAUACUGAUUGAGCUCCAGGAGCAGAAGGGAGUGGGCCGUGUGGGGCGGGCUAAAGACUCCAAGAGGAAGAGGAAGAGCCAGAGGGGCGUCACAGGGGUGGAGGGAACACCCCGGUCCCAGGACGCCUCGGAGUGCAAGAAGACCUGUCCCCUCAACCACACACCCCCUCACAUACCCAUCCAGACACACCCCGAGAUCUUGUGAUAUGGUUAUGGAUGCAACUCUGGAGUAAAGAAUGGUCAAACGUUUGGAGAGAGAUAGAAUGGACAGAUUCUGGGCCGAAAGACAUUGUCAAACUGUGGAAAGAAAUGCAGGCCGCUCCCCGGCCUACCCCCUCUCUAUACAGCUCCCCUGCCUACUGCCCCCCCCCCCCUCCCUCUAUACAGCUAACCUGCCUACCCCCCCUCUAUACAGCUCCCCUGCCUACUGCCCCCCCCCCCCCCCUCUAUACAGCUCCCCCGCCUAUCACAUUCAAACACUAACACUGAUUCUCUUUCUGAGAUCCUACAUCUAGAUUCUACACUCCUCUGUCUCAUUCUCCAUCCCCCUUGAACAUACCAGCACAUUCCUCUCUUCUGCCCUGUACUUUACACCCCCUCCCUCUUUCUCUCUAUCUACCUCCCUCCUCCCUGUGAAAGUGUUUUGGAGUGUGUGAGCUGGCAAUGUCAUAGGAGAGCAGUUAUCUUGGUCUUAAUUAGGGCUCCAGUUCUCUGAGGUCAGUCUGUUACUCAGUCAGUCAAUAUGCUAUGUGUUCUCAGCUAUAUUAAAUGCUAGUUUGACACAAGCCUGUCGAACACACAGACAGACAAGGAGGUCCAGUUGUUGACCCGACUGAAGAGGAAUGAAUUAUUUCAUGAUCCAUUUUUCUUGGUGUUUUGGACAUGAAGCUAACUUAAAGCUGAAGUUCAGUUCAUUGGAAGGUUGUGAAUGACAUUGUAUCCUAGGUGACAAUGGUCACCAUGGUAACACUUGUAUUUUUUUGUAUUGGUUCUUGUUUAAGGCUGGGCUGUUGGAGGGGACUUUGCAUUUUCAAUAAAGCCCAUUUUGGAUAUUUUGGGAAGUGUGAAAAACAGGCUGUUUUUGGUGCUACUUUCCCAAAAUAGGUAUCUGUACCUCUCUCACAAUCUAUCUCUCUCUGUCACCACUGACUCUUUCAUUUGUUUUCAUUCUAUGAUUCCCCCCUCAGACUAAUUAUUUGAUUCUCUGUCCUGUUUUUCAGUCUGCUCAUCAACUUUCUUCCCUCCCAAACAAAAGUAACACUUCACUUUAACUCUAUCACAAUUUACUUUGUCUCUGGGUUCAAGUUAUUAUUAUUAUUAUUGGUAUUGAUAUUGCAGACACGGAGUGGUCGAGUUUGUGUAUAAACUUUUCAUUUCAAUGUUACCUUUUUGUUUUUCACUCUUGUUAGAAAAUAAAGGUUUAGAAUUGUUUUAGGAA